Cylicocyclus nassatus is the source of this 379-nucleotide messenger RNA. NCBI's taxonomy places the organism in Eukaryota, Metazoa, Nematoda, Chromadorea, Rhabditida, Strongylidae. The record is from the annotation of a GenBank genome assembly.
UAUACUACUUGGUUUACUGCGUUCUUUCAGACAAACUAACUGAAGAAAAUGAGACUUCUGCUAGUGUUUUUGGCAGUAAUUCUCCUUGCUGAGGGUCAUGUCUCGUACAUUGGGCUCCCCUCCCUAUGUGGCGUGUGCCAAAAAUUGACCGGCUUUGUGAAAACGAUUGGAGGAAAAGUGGAUGGUCGACAGCUUGCAAUGGCAUUCUGUGAUAGAACCGCUCCAUUCCUCCUCCGGGGCCCAUGCAGGAGCCUCGUAGCGGACAAAAUGGGCGCCAUUGUGAACCUAUUAAAGCAAAAGAUCGACCCGACAAAAAUCUGCACUAUACUCAAGAUUUGCAAAAACUGAGUCACAACGUUCGAAUAAAUCCUUCACGCAC